Messenger RNA from Pipistrellus kuhlii (Kuhl's pipistrelle), 2290 nucleotides. It is a transcript of the gene HTRA3, whose product is annotated as HtrA serine peptidase 3. NCBI's taxonomy places the organism in Eukaryota, Metazoa, Chordata, Mammalia, Chiroptera, Vespertilionidae. Gene Ontology annotation, molecular function: protein binding; serine-type endopeptidase activity. Gene Ontology annotation, biological process: proteolysis. Bases 16 to 1632 code for a protein of 538 amino acids. The record is from RefSeq and is a predicted model, not a curated record. The transcript has 9 exons. Gene Ontology annotation, cellular component: extracellular region.
CGGGCUUCCCCUUAAAUGCGCCGGGCCCUCCGCCUGCAGCCGGGAGCCCAGGAGCGAGCGAAGGAGCGGAGGGAACGGAGCCUCUCCCGUCCUCAGCCGCGGUCAUGCCCCUGCGGUCCCGGCACCCGCCCGCCUGAGCCGAGCCGCCGGCGCCUGUGGCCGCGCCCGUCCGUCCGUCCGGCUCCCCGCAGGCGCCCGGCCCGCGGCCUCCGUGUCCCCGGCCCCGGCCGCCCUCGCCAUGCGGGCACCGGCGCUGCUGCUGGCCGCGCUGGCCGCGCUGGCGCAGGCCCGGGAGCCCCCGGCGGCGCCCUGCCCCGCGCGCUGCGACGUGUCGCGCUGCCCGAGCCCGCGCUGCCCCGGCGGCUACGCGCCCGACCCCUGCGGCUGCUGCCUGGUGUGCGCGGCCGGCGAGGGCGAGCCGUGCGGCCGGCCGCUGGACGCGCCCUGCGGGGACAGCCUGGAGUGCUCGCGCGGCCUGUGCCGCUGCCGCUGGGCGCACGCCGUGUGCGGCACCGACGGGCACACCUACGCCAACGUGUGCGCGCUGCAGGCGGCCAGCCGGCGGGCGCUGCGGCUCUCCGGGGCGCCCGUGCGCCAGCUGCAGAAGGGCGCCUGCCCGCUGGCGUAGGUCUCCACCAGCUGACCAGCCCGCGGUACAAGUUCAACUUCAUCGCCGACGUGGUGGAGCAGAUCGCGCCAGCCGUGGUCCACAUCGAGCUCUUCCUGAGACACCCGCUGUUCGGCCGCAACGUGCCGCUGUCCAGCGGCUCCGGCUUCCUGGUGUCGGAGGCCGGCCUGAUCGUCACCAACGCCCACGUGGCCUCCAGCACCAACGCCGUGUCCGGCCGCCAGCAGCUCAAGGUGCAGCUGCAGAGCGGCGACACCUACGAGGCCACCAUCAAAGACAUCGACAAGAAGUCGGACAUCGCCACCAUCAAGAUCCACCCCAAGAAAAAGCUCCCGGCGCUGCAGCUGGGCCGCUCGGCAGACCUGCGCCCCGGCGAGUUCGUGGUGGCCAUCGGCAGCCCGUUCGCCCUGCAGAACACCGUGACCACCGGCAUCGUCAGCACAGCCCAGCGGGACGGCAAGGAGCUGGGCCUGCGCGACUCGGACAUGGACUACGUGCAGACGGACGCCAUCAUCAACUACGGGAACUCCGGGGGACCCCUGGUGAACCUGGACGGUGAGGUCAUCGGCAUCAACACGCUCAAGGUCGCAGCGGGCAUCUCCUUCGCCAUCCCCUCCGACCGCAUCGCGCUCUUCCUGACCGAGGUCCAGGACAAGCACGCCAAAGAGGUCCUGACGGCCCCGUCCGUUGCAGACUGGAAGAAGCGCUUCAUCGGCAUCCGGAUGCGGACCAUCACCCCCAGUUUGGUGGAGGAGCUGAAGGCCAACAACCCGGACUUCCCGGAGGUCAGCAGAGGCAUCUACGUGCAGGAGGUGGUCCCGAACUCCCCGUCUCAGAGAGGGGGCAUCCAGGACGGCGACAUCAUCGUCACGGUGAACGGGCGGCCGCUGGCGGACUCGAGCGAGCUGCAGGAGGCCGUGCUGACCGAGUCGCGGCUGCUGCUGGAGGUGCGGCGCGGCAACGACGACCUGCUGUUCAGCAUCGCCCCCGAGGUGGUGCUGUGAGCGCCCACACGGAGCGACGAGGGACCGCCGUCCUCAGCACAGCGGCGCCCACCGGGCGCCCGCGACAGCCACGGGCCCGGCCAGGCCCGAACCCCAGCCCGGGCUCCCCCGCUCCGGUGCCCGCGGGCGGCCGCGGCCCCUCGGACAAGUGAUCCGAGGCCACCGUCCAGUCCUCGGCGUGUGGUCCGGUCGGGGCAGACGAGACGCCUUCAGCCCCAGAGGCCCACCCCCACCGCCCGCCUCUGCACCGCUCCUCCCCCCACCGCCCUCCCCACGCUAACCUCAGGGCUCAGCUCCCAAACCCCCGGCCCCCCGGCCCCCCGGCCCCCACGGCCCCCACGGCGAGUGACCAGGACCGCCUGGCGCCCUUCGGGGCGAGCCUGGCCUGGAGCGGGCACGCAGGACCGCCCUGCUGCCCCGGAGCCUGUGGCUGGCUGAGGCCCUCCCCUGGCGGGAGACGGGCUGGCGGGGAGCUGGAACCGCGGGGAGGUGGGGGGGGGGGGGGCUGCAGGACCGAGCGCUGAGCUGACCUGGACCCAGAGCAGCAGGAGGCAUGGCCGUCAGCGGGGGCGCCGUCCGGUGCCUGUGAGCUCUGGGGCCCAGCCCCUGCCGCGUGCCCGUGUCUCUCUACUGUACGGAAUUAAAGUUUACAAGCACA